Messenger RNA from Microthlaspi erraticum, 879 nucleotides. The record is from the annotation of a GenBank genome assembly. Lineage: Eukaryota; Viridiplantae; Streptophyta; Magnoliopsida; Brassicales; Brassicaceae.
AUGGGUACCGAAGAGGAAACUGCAUCUGUUGAGCUACCAGCACCGUCUUCAUGGAAGAAACUGUUUUUCCCAAACAAAGUGAAGAAAAUAGAGAUUGUGUUUGUUGCUCCAACGGGAGAGGAGAUCAGUAACAGGAAGCAGCUGGAGCAGUAUCUCAAAUCACACCCUGGAAGCCCCGCCAUCGCAGAGUUCGAUUGGACCACGAGUGGGACACCGAGGAGAUCCGCUAGGAUCAGUGGGAAGACUAAGUCGUCGCCAUCACCACCAGACAAAGAGCCACCCAAGAAGCGAGGUCGAGCCAAAUCUUCAGUGUCGAAGAAAGACACAGAAGGUGAGAAGUCAGAGGGAGGUGUGGUGGAAAACUCUCAUGUCCAAGAUACUGAAAUGGCAAAAGACGACAUUGUUGCUGAGGGAACUCCGGAUCUUGCUCCAGUUCAAGAAGUUGGUGACUUGGUGAAGGAGAAAGCACCUGAGCCAGUUGAAGAUGGUGAGAAUGAGAAGGUGGAGUCUCAGACUGAGAAAGAAGAGGAGACUAAGAAACCUGUUGAUGCAGAGGAAAAGACCGUUGAAGCUACUAGUGAGGAGAAGAAGGCGGAGUCUCCGACUGAGAAAGAAGAGGAGACUAAGAAACCUGUUGAUGCAGAGGAGAAGACCGUUGAAGAUAGUAAGACGGAGAAGGUUGAGUCUCAGAUUGAGAAAGAAGAGGAGACUAAGAAACCUGUUGAUGAGGAGGAGAAGGCCGUUGAAGCUACUGGUGAGGAGAAGAAGGAAAUUGCAGGCGAGACUGAAGCCGAUACCAAAGACAAUGAGGGAAAUGGUGUGACAACAGAAGUUGAUGAGGGGAAAGUGAAAACUGCAGAAGCAGAAGCUACUGAAUAG